Messenger RNA from Odontomachus brunneus, 2914 nucleotides. Its product is annotated as lipid storage droplets surface-binding protein 2-like. The record is from RefSeq and is a predicted model, not a curated record. Gene Ontology annotation, biological process: positive regulation of triglyceride storage; lipid storage. The transcript is spliced from 4 exons. Gene Ontology annotation, cellular component: lipid droplet; cytosol. The coding region runs from base 342 to 1178 and encodes 278 amino acids. NCBI's taxonomy places the organism in Eukaryota, Metazoa, Arthropoda, Insecta, Hymenoptera, Formicidae.
CUCGAGGCAAGCGUCGACAUCUGUUUCGUCGAUAUCACACAGUGAAAAAUGACAGAGGGCAAACGGGCUCGGUUGGAAGUGUAUAAAUAAUUUGAACUCGCGAUCGCGGCCCGUUGGCCGAGUAAACAAAUUUCGCAGCGAAAUGAGUCAGGGAUCAAGGUACAGCGUGAGCGACGGCGGCGCUUGAGAGACAGACGCAACAAAGCCACAUACACAGAACGACUAGAGAGGAACUCGCACGUCGUGCCGCGACCAACACGUCGGUCAUUUCGCUGUCACGAGAAUCUGAGGAGUCACUACUACUUUAUCCAUGAGAAGGAGAUCUCAGUUUGAUCGCAGCCAUGGAUACAGAACUCUCAGAUCAGUUUUACCGCAUUCAAGCUGUCGAUCGUGCUCGUAAGAUACCUAGUGUCAAUUACUUGUGGGACAAGUCUACAGAAGUAUACGGACGUGUGAAAGGCGCAAACACGUUUGUGAAUUGGGCCUUCGACACUGUUGAGAGCAUGGUGAACGUGAUGAUAGAAAAGUCUUUGCCGGUUGCCAGAUUAAUUGAGAAGCCAAUAUACACUCUAGACAAAACGUUGUGCCAGGGUAUCGAUUUCGUGGAGGUAAAGCUGCCUAUUAUUAAGGAGGAACCCAAACAGAUAUUAAAUCGCACCAGGUCUAUGGUAUCCGAACGUCUCCGUCCGGCGGUGAAGACUUUUACCGAUCUAACGCACGAGACUAAGCAGCGAGUGAGGAUCAUGACUUUACUCACAUAUUACAAGGUACAUUACUUAAGAGUCUACGGUUGGCAACAAGCGGAUAGGGUCAUGUCGACCGAGACAGGCAUCAAUAUCCUGAAGACUGUGGACAACACCACAGAUCUUGCCGAAAUUAUGUUGGACAAGUACUUACCACCACCGUUGGAAGAAUCUCAUUCUGAUCCAGAACGUCUAUGCAGCGAACAUGCCAAGCUACAUCACACAAUGGAAAGACUGAGCGGAUUCAGUAUUCGGGCAUCGCGACGUAUUUACUUUGCGCUGAUGGAGAAGUUUCGCAACACGUACAAAAUAGAGACACUCAUCCUGAUAUUACACGGUUUGGUGAUCGUCCAAAUGAUCACGAUACUGGAGGUGAUAAUAAGUUCUAUUUUUAAAUUAGUCAGCGACUGUCUCUUCUCCGUUGUUAUAAAUUAGCAGCACGUUACUUACCUGUGAUAAUCGCGUAUACAACGACACCUAAGAGAUCAGACUAUUUUUAUCACUUUUACAAGAAGUUAUGCCCGACGUGGGAAUAUGUUGCUCGUAAACUACGAAUUUUACUUAAUACGAGUGCCGUGAAACCCGUGAAUAUUCGCAGUAUAAUUUCGCGGCCCAAAGUGGAUUAAGAAGGAGUAGUGUUCUGAGCCUCGUGAUGUACGACACCGUUUUUCAUGAUUUUCCGUGCUUGCAUAUUUUCCACUUUUUGAGUAAAACCGGCCGCUGUCUGUCGCAAUCGAAUAUUUUCAAAAACAGAGUGACUUCAUAUAUGACGUGAUUUUAAAUGUCUCUUAAUCAUUUAAUUACGACCGCAGGCGUAAGAAAUUAUGAAUAAUAUCGUUUGCUUAAUAUUGAGUUAUAAAGAUCGUAAAAAUUGAAGUGAUUCGGUGUAUUAAGCAAAUGAAAGAAUGAUCAUAGAAUUUAUAACAGUAUAAUGUAAAUUUUACAACUUUUGUCUGAAAAUUUUUUCUGAAAAUGCUGCUUUUCUGAAGAGAUAUUUUAAUGCAAUUUUUAAAAUGGGACACCCUGUAUAUUUAAUCUUUUCGAACCGAGUCCUUCAAACUCAACGAGUCUUUUAACUCUCGAUUCAGAUUUUAUUAGUGAACGUCAAAAGGAUUUUAAAAAAUCUUUAAUUUAAAAACGCAAUUUCAAAAAACGUAAUGCCCGUUGGUUAACGUCGAAUAUUUAGUAAAUAUUUAGUAAAUAUUAAAUAUCGCGGAAUAGUUGUAUAUGUACAAUUGUUUUCGUUCUAUUAUGUUAUAAAUAUUUUUUAUUGUAUGUUAAAAAGUUUAAUAUGUAUAUUCACGAACUUUUAAUAUGUUUAUUAAAAGUUGUUAUUAUACAUAAUAAUCGAACUGCGCGCGCAAAUAAUAUUGCUCAGGUUGUUAAGUUAUGCAUUCAGGAGGACAAAUUAUUAAAGCGAUAUCGUUAUUCUUAUCUUGAGAAUAAUAGCACGAUACUUUCCGUCAAUUUGUCCCUGCUUUCAUAACCGCACUUUUCGUACCCUGUUACCUCGUGACUACAGGCACACGUACUCGAAGAACGCGGUACUUGUUACAUACACAUCACACGAAUGCUUAUCAAGUCGAUACGUUAUUUCAUAUAUUACGAUACAUUGCUUCUCUGAGUCAAUCCCAAACGGCAUUUUUGAUGUAUCGUGUAUAAGUAGAUAUCCUAACAUUAGUGCAAUAUGUGUCCAAUGUUCCAAUUGCGAGUGUUAAAUAUGUGUUAAAUAUGAAAGAAAAAAAGGAAAAAAAAGAUAAUAAAAUUGAGAAUCGAUUAAACUGUAACGACUGUGAUCGCGAGAAAGCUGUAAGCCUAACUUAUUUUCUACUUUGCGUCGUGUGACUCAUAAUUGAGUGAACACACAGAAAUAAAUAUUGUAAAUACGGUAUCUUUUUUUGUACUUGUAUCAUAAGAUAUAAAUAGAUAUGAAUCAACGUGUAAUAUAUAUGCAUAGUGCAACCGUAUCAAAGAGACGGCUCGUGAUUGAAAUGACUCGCGAGAACGGACAGAUUGCACACGUUAACACUCGCGCUAAACACGGCGAUACACGAACGUACAAUUAUUUCUCUGUUCUGUACUUAUUAAUGUGCAUUUGUAUAAUGUACAUGUACAAUUGUGCAAUGUACAAAGGAUGUAUAUUAAAGACGCUGCACCGUCAGCACACAAGA